AUGGCCAAGAUACCCGUGGACGCAGUGGGUGUUCUCUAUGUCGCUCCUGAUGGGAGUCGUCCGCAACGUCGUCUUGUGAACAUGCAAGUGUUACAGGAGAUGAAUAAGGAUUCCUUCGUCAUGGUUUGCAACAUUCCAGACCAAACACACAUCCGGUAUUUCCAACUUCCCCGGCAAGUUCCGGUUACCAAAGCAAACGGAAAGCUCUCUUCCUUGUACCAAAUGGUUAUCGCAGAUACAUCAGCCAACUUGCUCAAUCAUUUCGCGGAACAACCUCAAUCUGACGUUGAGUGGAUUCAUGAAGGAGGAGUAUGCAUGAAAUUCACUCUAGUGGACGAAACAACAAUCGAUGUUAGCUUCGAUUAUUGGGCUCCAUGCGAGAGUGAGCGACACGCUCAACAUUAUUUCGCUCUAUGGGCCGAGUCUGCGUGUCAAUGGUCUCCGUUGGUGGUGCCGUUGAACCUUCUUGGCUCAGCACCUGAUUAACCUGGACGAGGUUACGCGUUGCGUCCACCAGCAAAGAACUUGAAUCCAGUCGAUGAAGAGCUUCUGCG
Messenger RNA from Phytophthora nicotianae INRA-310, 554 nucleotides. RefSeq lists its product as hypothetical. Lineage: Eukaryota; Oomycota; Peronosporomycetes; Peronosporales; Peronosporaceae. The transcript has 2 exons. The record is from RefSeq and is a predicted model, not a curated record. Bases 1 to 486 code for a protein of 161 amino acids.